GAUAACUCAGCCUAUCUUUCUAAAGAAUUCAGAAACUACCAGUCUGUUUCUACGUUUCAGACUAAAUAGAACGCUAAUUGUCAAGGUAAAGACCCUGUUUUCGUCGAAUUCGACUGUUGGGUUUACCUGCCUUCUGAUAGAUUUAGCGUUUUAUCGAAAAUUUCAAGAUAAUCAAUCCAGAUAAGACUGACUGAUAGCUUGGAAUUUUUUCUGGUUCUCAGCACACUAGCAGGUCGCAGAUUGAACAGAAUCUUCACAAUUUUUUAAGUUGGAAGUUGUAUAAGGAUUAAAAGAGUAAAAUGCCUACUGCCUUUAUUGAACGUAAUUUAGACUUGAAUGAAAAUAAACAUGGGAAUAUGAUAAUUGAAAAUGAAAAAUCUUCUAUUAGAUCCUGCCCUCAGAGAAAUGACUCAGAGCAUGAUUCACACACAGAAUAUUUAUUAGAAGAUGAAAAAAUUGGUGGUAAUUGCUUGGGUUAUAAAUUAACAGGGUGCAACGCACCAGUAGCUGACUUGAAGAUAAAGACUAAAAUCGAAACAACACUGAUCGUCAUUCUAUUUGGCUUCAUAACCGCCCUAGUUCUUAGUAUCAUCAUUAUUUACCUUUACUCAACAUACAGCUUAAUGAUGGCUUUAGCAAAAACAUUCUACACAAUGUGGAAAGAUUCAUUAAAUUUAAAUUUACAAGUCGUUCUUGAUCAACUUGAUUUGCCGUUCAAAAUACCUGAAGUCCAUUGAUAUACGUAGAGAAAACUAAACAACAACAAAGACAAAGUCCAUUUAAUUUUUGUCAUCAAUGCAAAUGUAAAAUUUUUAUUUAUUUAUUAAAAAAAAAUCGGAAAACUGCAGUAUUUUUGCUAUGGAUAUAUUUUUUUCUUCAUUUUAUAAUAUUAAUACAAGAAUUUUAGCUGACGUUGGUUUUACGGUCUCUUUAAUAUGAUUAGUAUAACUACCUAAAUUUUGACGUCUAUAGGCAUCUCUUACCUUUAAACUAGUAUCUUCUGUAACAUCUGGUAACAUGCCCCAGUCUAGUUGAAUAUUGGCGGAAGUAUUACCCCUGUUUAGCAGCAAGGCCACACGCCUCUUGUCUGAUAAUGGACCGGUAUAGAUUUCUUGCAUUCCAUUCUCGGAACGCCAAACUAGUCUUGCCGCCUCCGAUCGGUCCUGAUUGAUUGCUAUCAAUUCAUCAUGGGUGAUGAGAUUUUUGACUUCUGACGUCAUAUAUCGAAUGUCAUUGCCGAGAAUUAAAGGAGCUUUAAAGACACACCAUAGCCCGAAAUGCCCUACGUAUUGAUCCAUCGUCAUACCACCGUUUCCGACUUCUAACAUAUCUAAAUCGUUCCAAAACCCUGGCCUAGAAUAACGCCACAAUUCAUCUCUGUUAUAAAUGUCAAUCAAACCCAAAACAGAUUCCCAGUUAUCUCUUAUAUCCUGCCCCACUCUUCUCAUAUUCGACACGGCACUUGCCAUUUCCGGUCCACAGGAAGCUUUAACACUAUGAACAAUUGGUCGACUUGUCGACGAAAUGGCCUCAAACAUUGCCUUAUAAGUUUCGCAAGUCGUUUCGUUCGAAAGAUUACAGUCGUCGUUUUUUAAGUAAUCGAUAUUCCAUUUAGCGUAAGUCUCCGCGUCCUUUCUUUCAUAUCCAAAGGAGCCUGGCCGACCUUGACACGUACGAUAACCAGUGUCGGUGUAUAAACCAAAUUUUAAAGCUUUUCCAUGAGCGUAUAAUGACAAGUAAUCAAGGGAUUGGCUUCUUCGCGAGCCGGGAAACUUAUGUGGAUCAGGUAUAAUGAUACCCUCAGCAGUACGAUUUAUUUGCCAACAAUCUGUAAUUGGAAAAUGAACUAGUUUCGAAGACACACGUGGAAUCUACUUAGCAAAACUAUUUCUAAAAUAGAAAAAGGGAAAGAACCAUCUAGAUUUACGUAAGAGUAUCCAGCCUCCCUUAAGCCUUUAUGAACGAAAGCUUCAAUCACUUCCUUUACUACCUGUUCAUUAAGUCCUUCGCAACUAAAGUAAUUCCAAGAAUUCCAGCCCAUUGGCGGAGUUGGAGCAACUUGUACUCCUUUAUAUAAAAAAAAUAAAUAGAUAAUUAAGAACAAUAAAUAGAGGAAGAAACGAAACGAUCGAAUUUUCAGUUUCGUUAAACAUUCCAACUCAUUAAAAAAUUACCAUACGCCAACUGCAAAAAAGAAAUCGAUAGGAAUAAGGCAAAAAACAGCAUUUGUUUCGAUCGUAGAAAUUGCCGAGAGGAUAAAAGGCAAAUUAUUUCGAAUUGAAUUAAAUAGAGUAGUCAACACCUGACCGUUUUCACGGUAUAGAGAAUAAUUGCU
Dimorphilus gyrociliatus is the source of this 2335-nucleotide messenger RNA. The record is from the annotation of a GenBank genome assembly. NCBI's taxonomy places the organism in Eukaryota, Metazoa, Annelida, Polychaeta, Dinophilidae.